AUGCAUUUAUACUUCAAUUCGGAGAUCCUUCCGGGGGACACUGGACCGGACGAUGUUUCAGACUCAUCUUCAGUCGAAUCGGACGACGGUCUCCUUUCACCAUGCUAUACAUCAUUCUGCGGAGUGACACUUGAUCAAGCAGAGCACGGGCAACUCUCUGAAUUCCAUGUCAUUGGAGCAGACGGGGAUUCAGAGACUUGGAGUCAGGAAUGGCAGGCCAUGGCAAGAGAGGUGGGGGGCUUUGAGAGACUGCAGUCUCUUGUCAAGACUGGACUCGCAGCCGUCCGAGUCAGGGUCGGCCUUGCCCAUCUGCCGGGCCUCGAAGCACAAAUCGCAGAGUUGUCCGGUUUUCGCUUAUCUCAAGACAUGAUCAUUACCUGUGCUCACUUCACGGACUGGGAUAUCGCUGGAAACAAUGUCGAAUUCUUCUUGAACGGGCAAAAUGGUGUUUGCGAGGCGAUUCAGGCGAGAAUGGUCAAAGGAGGUGAUCUCAAAGGUCGCUUUGCACUCCGCCUUUGGGCCAUCCACAAAGCCUGGGACAUUGCUGUUUUUCGUAUCACAGACUGGCCCAUAAAUAACAGUCAGUUGUCCGUUAUCAAGAAAGAGGAUAUCUAUCUGGCUACUCCGGAGGACUGUCACCAAUUGAAAGACGCUCCGCAGGGGCGAUUCUGGUCAGUUGGAUACAAUCGUGCUGUCAACCUGGACGAACUUCGCCAGCGUUUCACGGCUUUCUAUUCAAAACGCCAGCGCGACGAGCAGCUGAAAAUCAGUCAUCGAUACGAGUUCAGCGACACCAAUCCACCCGGAGCCAAAUUCCUUGAACCGAACAAGAGAACUGUCAGCUUCGGCACAAAGAUCGGAUUCCCUCAUGAUGCCAAAGAACACCAAGCGUGCGUGGAACUGAGUGCGUGGUACGGACGGUCAGGCUCAAUGGUUUGCGCCGAGAAAGAUGGUAGCUCGGUCGUUAUCGGGAUCGUCCAAGGAGGCGAAGAGGGCUCUGAUUGCAACCUCAUCUUGUUAUUCAAUACUGAGACGAGACAAUGGCUGGCUGCCGCCACCGAGCUGGGGAAUGGUGCAGGUCAGCAGGAUAUCACCAAGCGCGUCGUCAUGGCUUGA
Messenger RNA from Cladophialophora immunda, 1116 nucleotides. RefSeq lists its product as uncharacterized. Bases 1 to 1116 code for a protein of 371 amino acids. NCBI's taxonomy places the organism in Eukaryota, Fungi, Ascomycota, Eurotiomycetes, Chaetothyriales, Herpotrichiellaceae. The record is from RefSeq and is a predicted model, not a curated record. The transcript is spliced from 5 exons.